UUAAACACGAGGGGCAGACGUGCGCUUUUAAAACAGUCACGUAUUUUACGAUUAAUCAAAUCAAACGCAGUUUUCUACAAAAGCGAACCAAAAAUUUUUCUAUUUGCACACUCCAAACUACAUGGUUUGGACUUAUUUCUGCUUUAUAAAAACACAGUCCUUUUUACAACAACUAGUAAUUUAACCGCAACUUAUCUGCUGUUUAUUCAAGUCCAACCCCUAGUCCAAUCAUUUAGAUAUUCGAUCAUAGUAGCGAUGGGUUCAACUUCGAGACACGAAAUGGAGCUGCAGCGGAAGGUGAAGGAGGAGUUGAAGAGUGCGACUGACCCGGUGGACAAGAUCAGACUGACUGCACUAUCCAGGGGCCCAGGGGGCAUCAAACACAUCGGACUGGUGUUUAGAAACAUGGACGACGAUGGAUCCAAGAGCAUCUCCUUCUCCGAGUUCCGCAAGGGAGUCAGUGACAUCGGGUGCCAACUCACCAAAGAGGAGUUGGAGCAGGCCUUCAAAGUGUUUGACAGAGACCAGUCGGGGGAGGUGGACUACGAUGAGUUCCUCCUCAAACUCAGGGGCGACUGCCUCAACCCCAAGAGAGAAAAGUUUGUGCAGCGUGCAUUUGAGAAACUAGACAAAGACAAGAGUGGAAAUAUUACAGUGGAAGAUCUACAUGGAGUGUAUGAUGUGACUCAGCACCCCAAGGUGGUGUCCGGAGAAUGGACAGAGGACGAGGCACUCGGCGCAUUCCUAGCGAACUUCGAUGAUCCGCAGAACAAGGACGACACAGUGACGAAGGAGGAGUUCUUCAGCUACUACGCUGGCAUCUCCGCCUCCAUAGACAACGACGCCUACUUCGCCCUGAUGAUGGAGAACGCGUGGAAGCUGAACGAGAAACCCCGAAACAACAAACCAGGAGAUUACAAGAGCAAGAACAAAACCCGAGCACCACAGAAGGACCUGAUGGACUCGUUUGGCAAGAGGACCCAGAGAACUAACUUCGGCAGGAGUGGGUCAGACCUUAAGUGUUCUAUGCAGGUUGAAGAGCGGAAGAACGGGUCAUUCAACAGGAACAUAUAACACACACCACCGCAGGAUCCGAUUCCCAUUUUAAUACCCCCCCCCCACCCACCCUUCAACAGCAACAAUAUCCUGAAACCACCCCCUUCGAAUUCGAUGCAUAUUUGACGAGAAGAGUAGUUGCAUGAACACAAUUUGCCGUCUAUCGAGCAAUGAUUCUAGUUAACAAUUUUCGAUCCAGUUGUUUACAGUAAAUCGGCAAGAGAAAAAAGCUGUGCUAUAUGAACUACGUCAAACCCUUUGAAUGAAUUGUUUCUUCCCUUCUAAUUGGAGUAUCAAUUGUUAAGUGCAUCCGAUAAGUGAACUAAUCUCAAGAAACAUUGUUGCGCGUGAUUCUAUUUUAUAAGCACAGAAUAUCCGAAGCUUAAGCUUCAUUUAAGCAAAACUGAAGCUAAUUUUCAAAUUCUACUGUAUAAUAACUCGUCAGAAAGCGACGCAACAUUGUUUUAGAAUCCUCAAGUUUCUUUUUGUUGUCCAUAUUUCUUUUUUUUUGUCUCGAGGUCAAUGGUAAUGUUGUAUGUUUAAAAAAUCUAUGAGAAAUUUGUGUCAAUUUCAACAAAACAACUUUCUAAAACUUUACACAGUAAUUAAUUAUA
Symsagittifera roscoffensis is the source of this 1670-nucleotide messenger RNA. RefSeq names its product calcyphosin-like protein. Gene Ontology annotation, molecular function: calcium ion binding. Bases 256 to 1074 code for a protein of 272 amino acids. The transcript has 7 exons. Lineage: Eukaryota; Metazoa; Xenacoelomorpha; Acoela; Convolutidae. The record is from RefSeq and is a predicted model, not a curated record.